Stegodyphus dumicola is the source of this 673-nucleotide messenger RNA. RefSeq names its product 26S proteasome regulatory subunit 6B. Gene Ontology annotation, molecular function: ATP binding; ATP hydrolysis activity. The record is from RefSeq and is a predicted model, not a curated record. Lineage: Eukaryota; Metazoa; Arthropoda; Arachnida; Araneae; Eresidae.
UUAGCCUAAAUCUGCGCAUUGAAAGCAGCAAGAGAUUUACGCAACUCCUUUAGUGUUAUAAACUUUCCUCAAAUUGUGUUGUCAUUAUCCGGUAGAUUUUGUAUUAUUUUCGUACAUCAUGGAAGAAAUUGGAAUAACAGUUGUUGAAAAGGAAGAUGUUGUUGGAGACCAGCGUCCAACAGGUCAUAUUACAGCUCCAUCUCCUGAUGACUUUGAUAUUGAUGAUCUAUAUACAAAAUAUAAGAAGUUGCAAAGGCAGUUAGAAUUUCUUGAAGUUCAAGAGGAAUAUAUCAAAGAUGAACAGAAAAAUCUGAAAAAAGAGUAUCUCCAUGCUCAGGAAGAGGUGAAGCGUAUUCAAAGUGUACCUUUAGUUAUUGGGCAGUUUCUUGAAGCUGUUGAUCCCAAUACUGGUAUUGUAGGAUCCACAACAGGUUCUAAUUAUUAUGUUCGUAUCCUCUCCACAAUUGACAGGGAGUUAUUAAAGCCCAGUUCAAGUGUUGCUCUCCACAAACACAGCAAUGCUUUAGUUGAUGUCCUCCCUCCAGAAGCAGAUAGCAGUAUAUCGAUGUUGCGUGCAGUGAGGUGUUUGAAAACAUCAAUCAACAAGAAACACAUUUUUUUUUUAAUUGAUGCAAUUUAUGUAUGUGUGUGUGCUUGAGUAAAAGGCUGUUUU